GCAGUGAGGGCGGGGGCCACCAUGAGCCUGGUGCUGGAGGCGUUGCUGGUCCCCCCGGGGGGGCUCCGCAAGGAGCCCUCUCGUCUCGCUCCGCGCUCCGCCACCUCUUCCAGCGGCUUCCACUCAUGGUCGGGACCCCCGGGCCCGGCGGGGCGAGCGCGGGGCGGCGGCGGGGGAAGCGCGGCCGCUUCCUCCACCGAGAGCCUGGACUCGCUGAACGGCGAACCGCGGGCGCGUAACGAGAAGGAGCUGCUGCAGGUCCUCAACGACCGCUUCGCCGGUUAUAUCGAGCGGGUGCGGGCGCUGGAGCAGCAGAACCGGGCGCUGGCGGCAGAGGCGGCGGCGCUGCGGCAGCAGCAGGCGGGGCGCUCGGCCAUGGGCGAGCUGUACGCCCGGGAGCUGCGCGACAUGCGGGGGGCCCUGGUGCGCCUGGGGGCCGAGAAGGGGCAGCUGCGGCUGGAGAGGGCCCGCCUGGCAGAGGACGUGGCCGCGCUGCGGGGCAGGCUGGAGGAGGAGGCGCGACAGCGCGCCGAGCUGGAGGCGGCGGCCCGCGGGCUGGCCCAGCGCUCUGCGCAGGAGGAAAGGGCCCGGGGGCCUCUGGCGGAGCGAGCCCGAGCGCUGCGGGAGGAAGCGGAGCUGCUGCGGAAACAGCACCAGGACGAGGUGGGCGCGCUGCUGCGCGGUGCCCGCGCCGAGCUGCCCGCUGAGCCCCCCGCCUCGCUGCGGCCCGGGGUCACCGCAGCGCUGCGCGACCUGCGGGAGCAGCUGGAGGGCACGGCGGCACGCAGCACUCUGCAGGCCGAGGAGUGGUUCCGCGUGAGGCUGGACAAGCUCUCUGAAGUUGCCAAGGUGAACACAGACGCCAUGCGCGUGGCUCAGGAGGAGAUCUCUGAGUACCGCCGUCAGCUCCAGUCCAAGACCACUGAGCUCGAAGCCCUCAAAGGGACACAGGAGUCACUGGAGAGGCAGAGGCAGGACUCAGAGGAACGCCAUCAUGCAGAUGUCCUCUCCUAUCAGGAAACCAUCCAGCAGCUUGACAAUGAGCUGAGAAACACCAAGUGGGAGAUGGCAGCUCAGCUCCGCGAAUACCAGGAUCUGCUCAACGUCAAAAUGGCCCUGGACAUUGAAAUUGCUGCCUAUAGAAAGCUCUUGGAAGGGGAGGAGUAUAGGAUUGAGACCGGCUUUGGAAUGGUCUCCUACCCUGAAGUGAUCCCCAAGGCUCCCAGCAUCGCCACCAACAUCAAGGUAAAGAGCGAGGAGAAAAUCAAGGUGGUGGAGAAAUCUGAGAAGGAGACAGUGAUUGUGGAGGAGCAGACAGAGGAAAUCCAAGUGACUGAGGAGGUGACUGAGGAGGAGGAGGCUGAGAAGGAAGCUGAAGAGGAGAAAGCUGAAGAGGAGAAGGAAGAGGAGAAAGCUAAACCAGAGGGUGAAGAAGAAGCCAAGUCUCCUGCAAAAGAUAAGGCCAAAUCCCCAGAGAAACCUGAGUCCCCUACAAAGGAGGAAGCCAAGUCCCCAGCAGUCAAAUCCCCUGAAAAGCCCUCAAGCCCCUCAAAGGAAGAAGCCAAGUCCCCAGCAGUCAAGUCUCCAGAAAAGCCUUCAAGCCCCUCAAAGGAGGAGGCCAAGAGCCCACCUGCCAAGUCCCCAGAGAAACCCACAACCCCAGCUGUCAAAUCCCCAGAAAAACCCACAACCCCAGCUGUCAAAUCCCCAGAAAAACCCCCAGUGCCCUCAAAGGAGGAGGCCAAGAGCCCACCUGCCAAAUCCCCAGAAAAACCUGCAACACCCUUAAAAGAGGAGGCAAAGACUCCGACUGUGAAGUCCCCAGAAAAGCCACCGAGCCCUACAAAGGAGGAGGUCAAGCCUCCAUCUGUUAAAUCCCCAGAAAAGCCACCAAGCCCCUUGAAGGAGGAGGCAAAGAGCCCAGCUGUCAAGUCCCCAGAGAAACCUGCAACCCCCUCAAAAGAGGAGGCCAAGUCCCCGGCUGUCAAGUCUCCGGAAAAGCCUGCAACCCCUUCAAAGGAGGAAGCCAAGACCCCAGCAGUCAAGUCCCCAGAGAAACCCACACCCCCUUCAAAAGAGGAGGCCAAGACCCCAGCUGCCAAAUCCCCAGAGAAACCCGUGUCUCCCUCAAAGGAGGAGGCCAAGACCCCGACUGUAAAGUCCCCAGAAAAAGCCAAAUCUCCACAGAAGGAGGAAGCCAAGUCCCCACAGAAGGAAGUGGUCCCAGCCAAGGAGCCUGUCCCCUCCCCUCCAAAGGAGCCCAAGGCCCCUGCAAAGGAAGAGCAGCCAAAGGAGGAGAAGGCUUCCCCCAAGCCUGCAGCGGAGGGCAGGAAGGAUGAGGCUCCCAAGAAGGAUGCCCCGGCCAAGGCAGAGGAGAAGCCCAAAGAGAAGGCAGCUGCCGGGCCUCCUGCCCCACAGGUGAAGGAGAGCAAGGCUGCCUCCAAACCUGCAGAAGAAGGGAAAGCUGAGAAGGAUGCUCAACCAAAGCCUCAGCAGGAGGCUGGCAAAGCAGCUGUGAAGGAGCCAGAGAAGCCUAAGGCUGAGGAAAAGGCAGAGGAACCAAAGAAAACGGUGGAGGAACCAAAGAAGGUGGAAGACCCCAAAUCAAAACCCAAAGACGACUCCAAAGCCAGUAAAGAGCCCCCCAAAGCUGAGAAGCCCCCCAGCAAGGAGGGCAAAGCCCCAGAGCCGGCACCCGCUGCAGGAAAGAAAUGAGCGGAGCUCCUCCGGGAGCUGGAGCUGCUCCGCUCCCCUCCGAAGGGUGAGACGGGGACGGUCCCCAGCCCGGGUCCCCCCCAGCCAGGCCUUACCUUAGCAAUAUGUUUGUGAGAGACACAGCCCCUCGCUGCCCCACGCCAGCGGUAUGUUCCGAUCGCUUCAGUAGCAGAAUGUGAUCCAUGCAGAGCGCCACAUUUAACACUUGAGCUCUAACGAGGAAAACAGACCCCGGGGGAACCGACUGCCCUUCUCCAAUAAGUGCAUUUAUUUAUUGUAUGUGCAAUCGAUGGACAAGUGCAACUCAGAGCUCUAGCUGCUUGGGAGGUGUGCCGUGGGCUGGCUGGCAGAGUCCUUCCCUCGCUGGGGUGAUGAGUGGCCCUCCGGGUAGCGGCCCCAGCUGUAGCUGGCUUUGGGGAAGAGGUUAGGCACUGCAGGAAUGCCCACGGAAAUACGACGUGCACUAGGAAACUCGAGCCCACUGUCAAUUGCUUAUGUGCAAUAACCAAAUAAAGUGCUUACAGAGACA
Molecule: messenger RNA, 3244 nt
Organism: Tympanuchus pallidicinctus (lesser prairie-chicken)
Lineage: Eukaryota; Metazoa; Chordata; Aves; Galliformes; Phasianidae
Gene: NEFH
Product: neurofilament heavy chain
Exons: 4
Coding region: 22-2715 (897 amino acids)
Biological process (GO): axon development
Cellular component (GO): neurofilament; axon
Molecular function (GO): structural constituent of postsynaptic intermediate filament cytoskeleton
Source: RefSeq, a predicted model, not a curated record